Messenger RNA from Amphimedon queenslandica, 1302 nucleotides. RefSeq names its product gelsolin-like protein 2. Gene Ontology annotation, molecular function: actin filament binding. Gene Ontology annotation, biological process: actin polymerization or depolymerization. NCBI's taxonomy places the organism in Eukaryota, Metazoa, Porifera, Demospongiae, Haplosclerida, Niphatidae. Gene Ontology annotation, cellular component: cytoplasm; actin cytoskeleton. The record is from RefSeq and is a predicted model, not a curated record. Bases 66 to 1154 code for a protein of 362 amino acids. The transcript has 13 exons.
AUUACCAGUGAGCCACGCCCUAAACAGUAUCUGCGAGAACCUAUCUACUGAUCUACAUACAAAGAAUGGCUGGACUUGUAAAGCCAAAGAAAUACGACUGGAAGGACAGCAACCUUGCUCUCUUUGGAUCUGACCUUGAAAGAAACGUCAAGAAAGCUGCGGCAGAGACAGAGCCGGCAUGGAAAGAGGCAGGAAAGAAAGUGGGCCUGCAGAUAUGGCGCAUUGUCAAGUUUAACGUUAAAUCCUGGCCUAAGAAUCAAUAUGGACAAUUCUUCAAUGGAGACAGUUACAUUAUCCUUAACACAUACAAGAAUGAGGGUGAAGAUGAGUUGCUAUAUGAUGUGCAUUAUUGGAUUGGACAGUACUCUACUGCUGAUGAAUACGGUACAGCUGCCUACAAGACAGUUGAAUUGGACACUCUUCUUGAUGACAAGCCUAUACAGUAUCGUGAAGUAAUGGGCCAUGAGUCUGACUUAUUCAGGACUUACUUUAGUGAGAUAACACUUCUGGAAGGAGGAGCUGAUAGUGGCUUUUAUCAUGUUAAACCUGAAGAGUAUAAACCACGUCUCCUCCACUUCCAUGGAGUAAAGAAAAGCAUUGAAGUCCGUGAGAGGCCAUUGAGCAAGAAGGCUCUUGACGAUACUGAUGUGUUCAUACUUGAUCUUGGACAGAAAAUAUAUCAAUGGAAUGGUGAUGGAGCCAAUAAAGACGAGAGAUUCAAAGCUUCUCAGUACCUUCAAAAACUAAGGAGUGACAGGGGCAAAUGUGAAACUGAAGUCUUUGUUGGAGAGGAUCUCGAGUGGUUGAAACUUGUUGAGAAGUAUCUUCCUGACGUUGAUUUGGAUGAUGAUGAUGAUGGAGCUGAUGAUGACUUUGAACCAUCAAUCUUUAGGUUGAGCGAUGAAACUGGUGAAAUGAAAUUCACUAAAGAAGCCAAGUAUGCUCGAUCAAGCCUUGAUACUAAAGAUGCUUUUAUUGUUGACACUGGCAAGGCUUGCUUUGUCUGGAUUGGCAAGGAAACCACACAGUCGGAGAAACGUCAAGCUAUGAGCUAUGCCCAUGAUUAUUUGAAAAGGACCCAGCAUCCUCUUGUAUCUGUCUCACGUGUCGUUGAAGGCAAAGAGACCGCUAGCUUCAAAGCUGCUCUACCUUAAGAGACUGGACUGAAUACAAGAGGCUACAAUAAUAGCUGACAUUGCUUGAUUGCUAACACUUUAGUUAACUUUUACAUUAUUUUGUAGCUUUUAUACUUCAUGAGAAGCAUGACUAUAUUUUAGAAAAGAGAAGACACAUAAGAUAUGA